This is a messenger RNA of Dermacentor silvarum, 1346 nucleotides long. RefSeq lists its product as uncharacterized. The record is from RefSeq and is a predicted model, not a curated record. The coding region runs from base 30 to 1346 and encodes 438 amino acids. Gene Ontology annotation, molecular function: zinc ion binding; nucleic acid binding. Lineage: Eukaryota; Metazoa; Arthropoda; Arachnida; Ixodida; Ixodidae. The transcript has 2 exons.
AGAAGCCGGUUCGAACGGCCACGUCUGCGAUGAGCUCUGCUGGAAACAGCGCAUCGGCCCUUGGCCGAGGAUUCCACCCCCCGUCAACUACUGAUUCCGGUAAUUAUAAGGUCGUUCUCCCUCGUCUACCAACUGGCAAUACCGUUCUCAACUCAGUUUUCCUGCAUGCUGACCUGGCAGGGCGGCCAUAUCGCGCCCCGGACUUUCGCGAUGCACCAAUUUCAGUUCUGAAUGCAGCUGAUAUCCUCGGUGCUGGACAGUACCAGAUGAGCCAUUUGUGGCUAGUAACAUGCGUUAAUAGCAUCGCGAAACAGAAACUUGUCGACAAAGGCGAGCUGCUGGUGAAGGGCCUCAAGUGCCUUGUCAUAGACCCAGAAUGCAAAAAUAUCAAGAUGAAGCUUCUUUGGCUUCCCCCACACCUCGAACAGAGACGGAUUGUUGAAGCGCUAGAACCUUAUGGAACAGUGCAGUCUAUCACGAGAGAAAUGUGGCAGUGUGACGGCAUGGAGGGCUGGCAAAUGACUAAUCGCGACGUGGCGUUUACACUGAAGGACGGAGCCUCUGCCAGUAAUCUGCCUCACCUAUUGAGCAUAUACGGACACCAGUGCCUCAUCUUGGUUCCUGGCCGACCACCACUUUGCCUACGGUGCAACAGAGUCGGGCAUAUCCGGCGACAAUGUAGGACACCACGCUGCAGCAACUGUCACCGCUACGGUCACAUUGCAGAUGCAUGCAUCGGAACCUACGCUGACAAGCUUCGUGGAAACAGACCAGCUGAGGAUGAGACCAUCACCGAUCAUCUAAUGGAUGUGAGCGAGGUUGUGGAUGCGACCGGUGAAACACCCACUGAAGCUCAUCGACAGGAAGAGACAAAGCCUUCAUCGGCUGACGAUAGCCUUAGCCCGAAGCCUGCCGCUGUGGAGGAUACUAAGUUGCCUGACGACGAACCAACUAUGUCAUGGGCAGAAUUGCCACCAGUUCAAGACCGCCCGCCAUCAGUGGAAUCUGGAUUGAUGUGUGAGGCUACUAAGAAGCGUCCAGCGCCAGCUGACAACCCAUCGUCCGUGGGAAAGGAGGCCCGGGUUCCCAAAGUGUCAAAGUUGACAAAACCGCUCCGAGGAACGCCUGCACCCACAGAUGUCUCUUGUGUUGAAGUGCAGCAAAAGGUCGCCAGUGCAGGUGGCGAUGGAGAGCGGUCGGACGGCGUUGGAAAGAGGCCCCAACGGAAAAGUCGUCCCGUUCGCAACUCACCGGUAUGCGGCCGAUACGGCCAGCGCUGCCCGGAGCACCUGCGCGGGCUGCAAUCGCACGACGGUGUCGAGGGCCUACCUGGGCGGCAGGUGUGA